Messenger RNA from Diabrotica virgifera virgifera (western corn rootworm), 1642 nucleotides. RefSeq names its product potassium/sodium hyperpolarization-activated cyclic nucleotide-gated channel 1-like. Gene Ontology annotation, molecular function: monoatomic ion channel activity. The coding region runs from base 24 to 1616 and encodes 530 amino acids. The transcript has a single exon. Gene Ontology annotation, cellular component: membrane. Lineage: Eukaryota; Metazoa; Arthropoda; Insecta; Coleoptera; Chrysomelidae. The record is from RefSeq and is a predicted model, not a curated record. Gene Ontology annotation, biological process: transmembrane transport; monoatomic ion transport.
UUGAAACUUAAAAGACAUUGUCCAUGAAUACGUACCAUUUAAAUUUAUUAGAAAAAAAUAAAAAUCCACAUGACGAGUGCCAACUUGUUGUAGAUAAUGAAACCACCGUAAAACACAAAAUUGAUUCUGGAAUUUUUAUCGAUACAAGACGCUGUAUCAGAAAACAAUUUGUCAUCAGUGAUGUGCACCCGAAAACAGUAAUAUAUUAUAAAUCAGUAUCAGCUAGAAGAAGAGAAGAAAACAGGCAUCUAAACAAUUACUACUACGUCAUACAUCCGUGUAGUGCUUUUAGUUUGUGGUGGGAGAUAAUGAUGUUCUUUGUUUAUAUCUAUAUGCUAAUAGUUUACUCUUUGGAUGACCUCUUCAUGUUUUCUCCUAAAUAUUUAUAUUAUAUUAAUAUUAUGAAGUUUAUUGGUGACUGUGUAUACGUAGUGGAUAUUAUCCAUAUUUUUGUUACAGGAUAUUAUGACGCUGACCUGAGCAAAAGUAUACUGAAUCCUUGGAAAAUUUGCAAGAAGUAUUUAAAAAGGUAUUUUAUUAUAGACUUAAUUGCUAUAGUUCCUUCAAUUUGUAUUCCAUUUGGAUGGUUAGGUCUUAUAAAUGAAAUCGAAGAUCCUGUAUUAAGAUAUUUGCGUUUCAUUGGCAUCAUUCGGGUCUUCAGACUGGGUCGAGUAUUCAAUGCUCUGGAUCUCAUCAGCAUGUACAAAAAUUUUUCUAUUUACAUUUACAAAAUCACGAAAGUAAUAUUACUGUAUGCAAUAACUUUGUGCGUAAUGUACUUCUUUCUAUUUGUAAUACGAUCCAACAUAAGAAAAUAUCACAAGAGGGCCCUUGACAGCAUUCCUUCUCGAUACCUACAAGCCACCAUGAUGCUAAUGCUGAUUGCCCAUUCUCGUUCCGUAUUAAUCGCGAAUAUUUUGGUGGUGUCAAAUAUAGCGUUUUUUAUGAUUUGUGGUAUGCUGCUAUAUUUAGUUCUAUUUGCCCAACUGUUACAAGCUUUGCGUACAUUUAUCUCAACCAAAACCACUACCAGCACAGUUAUUCAACAGUUUGAAAAAUACAUGAGGUAUAAAGGAUUGCCGAUUGAGUUGCGACAAAAAAUAUAUACUUUCUUUGAUUUCAAAUUCCAACAAGAGUUCUACCAUGAAAAGAGGAUGCACUAUUUUGUAUCAGAUGCGCUUAUGAACAGAAUUUUAAUGGACAUUUGCAGACGUAAAUUUAAAUACACUCAUUUAUUUGUCCAUAUACCCAACUUGGUACUAUUUAAGCUAGUUGGCAAGCUUAAAAGUGCCAUAUACCUAGAGGAUGAUGUUAUUAUGGAUAUUGGUGUACCUAAUGAUUUUGUCUACUUUAUUUUUUAUGGAACACUGGCUGUUUAUGAUCAUAUGGGUCAAGAAAUAUGUCAUUUAGAAGACGGAGCAUCAUUUGGAGAAUUAAGCUUACUGAAAAAUGGCCGUGCUAGUACUGUCAAGAUAAUUGCUGUUGCUCCAACCGAAAUAUUUAAGUUACACAAACAAGACUUUUUCAAUAUUUUAAAGGAUUUUCCUGAAGUUAAAAGAAAAGUUAUUGAAAAGAGUUUUAGCAGAUAUAGUAAAGCUCAAACGGAUUAUUAUUAGUUGUGUUGUAAGAUUAUACUAGCAGU